This is a messenger RNA of Homarus americanus (American lobster), 806 nucleotides long. It is a transcript of the gene COX5A, whose product is annotated as cytochrome c oxidase subunit 5A, mitochondrial-like. The record is from RefSeq and is a predicted model, not a curated record. Bases 80 to 538 code for a protein of 152 amino acids. NCBI's taxonomy places the organism in Eukaryota, Metazoa, Arthropoda, Malacostraca, Decapoda, Nephropidae. The transcript is spliced from 4 exons. Gene Ontology annotation, biological process: mitochondrial electron transport, cytochrome c to oxygen. Gene Ontology annotation, cellular component: mitochondrial inner membrane.
GCGACUGUGAGAGGCCGUUCAGCUGAUCCACCAUUAUCGCGGCCGGCCACCGAGACUCACCUCUCCCUUUACACUGAAAAUGUUCCGUUCAGCACUUACACGGGUCAGCCAUGUUGCUAGGUCCUCUAUGCUUGAUACCUCGGCCAGGGUUCCUGCAGCAACAGUGAGCCGCAACAUGUCUAAGCACUCCACAGAAACUGAUGCAGAGUUGGAUGCUCGAUAUGAAGCCUAUUUCUCUAGGCCAGACAUUGAUGGGUGGGAAAUUCGCAAGGCCAUGAAUGACUUGUGUGGUAUGGAUUUGGUACCUGAACCUAAGAUUGUUAUUGCUGCCCUGAAGGCCUGCAGGCGCAACAAUGAUUUUGCUUUAGCAGUUCGCUUUUUGGAGGCUGUCAAAGAGAAAUGUGGUGGUAGAGUGAAGGAAAUUUACCCUUACAUUCUUCAGGAGAUAAACCCAACCCUGCAGGAACUUGGCAUCAAUACUCCAGAAGAAUUGGGAUAUGACAAGCCUGAGCUCGCCCUUGCUAGUGUUUAUGAAUAAAUAAUCCUGAGCUCAUCAGUUUCUUAGUGAUAAGUGGUGAGAAAAUAUUUCCAUUGAGUGCAGUGAUGAGCAGGAGCCUGAAAAGUGCUUGUUGAUUAUUUUUGUUCAACUCUGACAAGAACAUGAUAAACAGUCACAUGAUAUUUAAAUGUACACCCCAAUUAAUUGGGAAAAUUCUUCUAUGCCGUGUGAAGAAAAUGUGAUUAAUUUGUACAGAUAGAGAGUUCUCCGGAUCUAAUUUACUUCACAAAUAUAUAAUGUACAGAUG